AUGGUGACCGUCGUUCUUUCACUCCUAUUAGGAUGCAUAAUACCCAGUUGGCCUUCCAUCGACUCUAGGCCUCUUCCGCAGUGGUACGAUGAUGUGAAAUUCGGUAUUUUCUGCCAUUGGGGAGUAUAUUCGGUACCAGCGUUCAGGUCAGAAUGGUUUUGGUGGUACUGGAAGGGUGACAAUCCGGAUAAGGAUGUUGUCAACUAUGUCAAUCGUAAUUAUAAGCCCGGUACAACCUAUGCGGACUUUGCCACAGAUUUCACUGCCGAGCUGUUCGAUCCAAAGGAAUUCGCGGAUAUCGUGAAGUCAUCGGGAGCAAAAUACUUUGUUCUGACAAGCAAACAUCAUGAAGGCUUCACCAUGUGGCCCAGCAGAACAAGCUGGAAUUGGAACGCAAUGGAUAUUGGUCCAAAACGUGAUAUAGUUGGCCAAAUUAAGGAUGCGUUGAAAGACACCGACGUUCAUUUUGGUCUGUAUUAUUCACUCUUCGAAUGGUUUCAUCCAAUGUUUCUUGACGACGGCAAGUAUAACACAACAGUGUAUGUCGAUCAAAUCUCCUUCCCUCAGCUGAUAGAAAUAGUUAACCGAUACAAACCUGAUAUUAUAUGGAGCGACGGUGAUUGGGGAAGGACCGAUGAUUAUUGGAAAAGCAAGGAAUUCCUAGCAUGGCUUUAUAACACAAGCCCGGUCAAGGAUACCGUUGUGGUUAAUGACCGAUGGGGUGGUGAUUCUAUUGGGAAACAUGGUGGAUUCCUCACCUAUUCUGAUCACUACGAUCCAGGUCAAUUUUUUGAAAUGGAAAAGGCUGUUACUGUACAAAGGAGCGCCGAUGUCAAUACCGUGUAUGAACUAAUAGUGCAGCUUGCACGUACAAUCUCUUGUGGUGGGAACUUCCUACUGAACGUCGGACCAGAUAUGCAUGGAAAAAUCCCGCCAAUAUUCGAAGAUCGUCUUAGGGAGCUUGGAAGGUUGCUAUCUUCUCUUGAAUCUAAAAAAAUUUUGAUUCUUGCUGAUAAGCCUCACAGGGUGCCAAAACUCAACCACGAUAUAGAGUACCUAUUAUCUACCUCCCACUUCGCCAACUACAUGUUUAUAUCGAAUCCAGUGAUUUACAGCCUUGCUGCGGCUGAAUAA
This is a messenger RNA of Haemonchus placei, 1134 nucleotides long. NCBI's taxonomy places the organism in Eukaryota, Metazoa, Nematoda, Chromadorea, Rhabditida, Trichostrongylidae. The record is from the annotation of a GenBank genome assembly.